Pistacia vera is the source of this 960-nucleotide messenger RNA. RefSeq lists its product as uncharacterized. The transcript has 4 exons. The record is from RefSeq and is a predicted model, not a curated record. The coding region runs from base 1 to 960 and encodes 319 amino acids. NCBI's taxonomy places the organism in Eukaryota, Viridiplantae, Streptophyta, Magnoliopsida, Sapindales, Anacardiaceae.
AUGGGUCAAAUGGCAACUACUAUAAGUCGUUUAGAGACUCAAGUUGGAGGGAAGUUACCUUCUCAAAUAGUGGUAAACCUAAAGGAAAAUGUGAAUGCAGUGAUGCUAAGAAGUGGCAAGAAAAUGGAAGAACCGAAGCUGAACAUUCCAAGUGUAGCAAAAUUCGUGAAGUCAAAGAAAGAAGAGAAGGAUAAAGAAAUAUUGGAGAUGUUUCGCAAGGUGGAAGUGAAUAUACCUUUGUUGGACGCAAUUAAGCAAGUGCCGAGGUAUACGAAAUUUCUUAAGGAGCUAUGCACCAAUAAGCGGAAGUUGAACGGUGAUGAAAAGAUAAUAAUGGGAGAAAAUGUGUCAACAGCUUUCCAAAGAAAACUUCCUCCUAAGUGCAAGGAUCCAGGUCUUGUGAAAGAUACUAGUGUUAUUAUCCAAUUGGCUGAUCGCACUAACGCAUUCCCUGAAGGGGUAGUUGAAGAUGUUCUUGUGCAGGUCAAUGAGUUAGUGUUUCUUGUUGAUUUCUACAUUUUGGAUAUGGAUGAUUCUUCUUCUCCUGACCCUGCACCUAUCUUACUGGGAAGACCAUUCCUAAAUAUAGCUCGAACAAAAAUAGAUGUUCAUGAUGGUACCCUCACGAUGGAAUUUGAUCGUGAAAUCUUUGAGUUAAAUAAUGCAGAUGAGUUAGAGGUUGCCCUUCUCAAACAUGUGGAAUCAGAGGAGAAAGGAGAGAUAGAGCUCAAUGAAGAAUUGAAAGAGACAGUGGCAGCUUUACGUUCUUUAAAACUGAUUCCAGAAAGGUAUGGAGUUUCUUUUAUAAAGCUGACUGAUUCUCACCAAAAAUUAUUGCCUUCUAAUUUGCAGGCCCCUACACUAGAGUUGAAGCCAUUACUGGGCCAUUUGAAGUAUGUGUACUUGGGAGAGAAUGAGACACUACCGGUAAUUGUGUCGAUGACGUUAACACCCAAUUAA